Loa loa (African eye worm) is the source of this 387-nucleotide messenger RNA. RefSeq lists its product as hypothetical. The record is from RefSeq and is a predicted model, not a curated record. The coding region runs from base 1 to 387 and encodes 128 amino acids. The transcript has 3 exons. NCBI's taxonomy places the organism in Eukaryota, Metazoa, Nematoda, Chromadorea, Rhabditida, Onchocercidae.
AUGUUGAGCGCUGUAGAGUUGCUUCUGUAUGAGCGACGAGAGCGGCAUCGUCGGCAAAAAGUAGUUUUCGGACGUGAUAAUUUAGAGUUUGGGGAUUUUGCCAGCAGUAGAGAGCAGAUUAAUAUCACGCAUGGAGUGCUUGACUUCCAUGUUUCCGGACCUCAAGUUGAAUACAUGAAAUUCAGUUGCCCUACCGGUUUCCACCUGCUGUAUGGCCUUAAGCGUCUCUGCUAUGGUGGAAACUCGUUUUUCACCGGUAAUAUGCUGAAUUGCUGCGUCUUCAACUAUAUGGUCGGUAAACUGAAGAGAGUUUGGAAAUGUUCAGAUUAUCGAUUCAGAAUGGAGGUUUUGUCAGUGAGAAGUGUUUGGCCAUCUGUGCUGAAUUAG